UGAUUAGGUGAGAGUUUUGGUGUUCAUAUUUAUUAUUCCGUACAAGUCCAGUGACUGACUCGGUCUUGUUGUUGGUUCGUCUUUUCCCUCCCCAAAACCCAAUCGAUUCGAUUCGAUCUGCACUGUGGAAUGGCGAGGAGUAGAUCGUCUUCCACUGUAUGGCGUUACAUAAAUCCGGCUUACUAUUUGAAACGACCUAAGCGCCUUGCCUUGCUCUUCAUUGUUUUCGUUUUUGCAACCUUCUUCUUUUGGGAUCGACAAACUUUACUCCGUGAUCACGAGGAAGAGAUCUCUAAGUUGAAUGAAGAAGUGAUACACUUGCGGAAUCUGCUGGAAGAAUUGAAGAAUGGUGGAGACAUAUCAAUUUCAAAAAAGAAAUAUAGUGGUGAAGGUGGUCAGGCGGUGAAGAAUAUGGACUCACCAGAUAAUAUCCUCGAUGCUCAGCGAAGAGAGAGAGUAAAAGAUGCUAUGCUUCAUGCUUGGAGCUCUUACGAAAAAUAUGCAUGGGGCCAUGAUGAACUACAGCCGCAAACAAAGAAUGGUGUUGACAGUUUUGGUGGUCUUGGAGCAACCUUGAUAGAUUCUCUUGACACACUAUAUAUUAUGGGCUUGGAUGAGCAGUUUCAGAGAGCUAGAAAAUGGGUUGCAAACUCCUUGGAUUUCAACAAGAACUAUGAUGCAAGUGUUUUUGAGACAACCAUAAGGGUUGUAGGUGGGCUUCUUAGUACGUAUGAUCUAUCUGGUGAUAAACUUUUCCUUGAUAAGGCUCAAGACAUUGCUGACAGAUUGUUGCCUGCAUGGAAUACCGAAUCUGGCAUCCCUUACAACAUUAUCAACUUGGCUCAUGGGAAUCCACAUAACCCUGGGUGGACAGGGGGUGAUAGUAUCCUGGCAGAUUCUGGUACUGAGCAGCUUGAGUUUAUUGCUCUUUCACAGAGGACAGGAGACCGAAAAUAUCAACAAAAGGUGGAGAAUGUCAUCUUAGAACUUAACAGAACUUUUCCAGAUGAUGGUUUGCUUCCGAUAUACAUUAAUCCACAUAAAGGCACAACAUCAUACUCAACUAUAACAUUUGGAGCUAUGGGUGACAGCUUUUAUGAAUAUUUACUCAAGGUCUGGAUACAAGGAAACAGAACUGCUGCUGUGAGUCAUUAUAGGAAAAUGUGGGAGACAUCAAUGAAAGGUCUUCAAAGCUUGGUCCGGAGGACGACCCCUUCGUCUUUUGCGUAUCUUGGUGAGAAGAUGGGAAGUUCUGUAAAUGACAAGAUGGAUGAACUUGCAUGCUUUGCUCCUGGAAUGUUAGCUUUAGGAUCAUCUGGUUAUAGCCCUGAUGAGGCUCAGAAGUUCUUAUCACUGGCUGAGGAGCUUGCUUGGACUUGCUAUAACUUUUACCAGUCAACACCUACAAAAUUGGCAGGAGAGAACUAUUUUUUUAAUGACGGCCAAGAUAUGAGUGUGGGCACAUCAUGGAACAUAUUAAGGCCAGAGACAGUUGAGUCACUGUUUUACCUCUGGCGUUUAACAGGAAACAAGACAUACCAAGAGUGGGGUUGGAACAUAUUUCAAGCAUUUGAAAAGAACUCAAGGGUAGAGUCUGGAUAUGUUGGACUUAAAGAUGUAAACACUGGUGUCAAAGACAAUAUGAUGCAAAGCUUCUUUCUUGCGGAGACUCUUAAAUAUCUGUAUCUUCUUUUCUCUCCAUCAUCAGUUAUCUCCCUUGAUGAGUGGGUUUUCAAUACAGAAGCGCACCCCAUAAAAAUUGUUACUCGGAAUGAUCGGGCAGUGAGUUCUGGAAGGUCAGGUGGAAGCGAAGAAUCAGAUAGGCAGUUGCGAACCAGGAAAGAAGGUCGAUUUCGAGUUCAUCAUUAAUGAUUAAUUAUAAUGGGAUCCACUCACCAAGAAAGUGCUAACUAGCCUCUCUCCUAUGAGGUGAAGGAAGGAUGUGCACUACUCUGUUAAUUCCAGAUUGGGUGGAUGUAUUGCUAUACUUUGUAGUUUAUAAAAGAUAAUGCUCUAACAUGGAGCAGUAGUAACUGUAUGUAGCAUAGCAAAUUUAGGUUCGCCUCUUAAAUUGGGGUGUACCUUUUUCCUUUUGGCUGCCAGCUCUGCAUUUUUGGGCUAGAUGAGAAACUUGCUACUCUGACAGGGAGUUAGUUAUCUCUUAUACGUAUGUGUAUUUGUGAAUGUGAUACUUCUGCGACACAAUAUAUAGUUACAACAUGUCUCGGGUAGAAGUUCAAUGAUUAGACAAUUUAAAGGA
This is a messenger RNA of Solanum lycopersicum (tomato), 2260 nucleotides long. Its product is annotated as mannosyl-oligosaccharide 1,2-alpha-mannosidase MNS1-like. Gene Ontology annotation, cellular component: endoplasmic reticulum; Golgi membrane. Gene Ontology annotation, molecular function: calcium ion binding; mannosyl-oligosaccharide 1,2-alpha-mannosidase activity. Lineage: Eukaryota; Viridiplantae; Streptophyta; Magnoliopsida; Solanales; Solanaceae. The record is from RefSeq and is a predicted model, not a curated record. Gene Ontology annotation, biological process: mannose trimming involved in glycoprotein ERAD pathway; carbohydrate metabolic process.